AUGUCGGCGUUGGAUCUCUUGUCGCAAGCCGCCUUUCUGCGCCAGGACGACGCUCCUGAGCCGGCACAUCCCACCCUCGAAGCGCCUACAUCAACGGCACACGACGCCUCAGGCACCCACGUACAACACGAGGUUGUAGAUUCCAGCAUCGGCGAUAUUCAAAUCGACCCAGCCCUGUUUGAUGCGGUCGCACGCACGGGCUCACCUCAGUCACACCCCUCGGACUCGAACUCGUCGUCUCUGGUAUCGACCGUCCCUGCCAACGCCGCCUCGACACCACCACCUCAACUCCCGCCCUUGCUCAACCAUGUCGUGGCCUCACCUCAAGCCUCACCUCAAGCCUCGACAUCGCCGGCAGCCACAGCCACAGCCACAGCCACAGCCACAUCGCAGCGCUCGUUCGACAUCUGGCGCUUCCCUUCGAGCUCGAGCUCCCACCGCAGCUCUGCAUUGCUCCCCUCCGACCCCAACCCGUCCCAAUCCACACUAGGCAAACGAUCUAGGGCCCGCACCUCCAACGCGUCCGAUGCUUCCGACUCGCCCUUUUCCAACUCGUCCAUCGGGCCCUCCGCAAGAAAACGGACCUUGUCCUCGUCGUUCGCUGGCUAUGGACAAGCAGCCGUCGCCGCCGCCUCCUCUACGGGGAUGCAACUCUUUACCGACAGUUCCGGACAGGCCAGUUUGACGUCCUUGUUGGGUGGUCCGAUAGGGGCGAGUGCCACUUUGCCCAUGUUGCCCCCGCUUCCGACGCUACCUCAGAGGAACCCAACCCCGCCGAGGAACAAACUUCCUUCCAACAAGGUUGUCUUGCCCAACCCUGCUGCUCUCGGCGGCACCAAGCGGUCCAAACGACCCCCAAGUUGGGCCGUCAACGAAGACAGUGGCCGUCAGUCGUCACGCAGUGGUUUGAGACCGCUUCGGUCGAGCUAACGACUCACUCUUACAUGCGUGUGUCCCACAGUGAUUCGUUGCGUUUGCCCCUAUACUGCCGACGAUGGCUUCACGAUCCAAUGCGACACUUGCAACGUAUGGCAACACGCCGCAUGCGUCAUCAUUUCGAUGGAUGACGUUCCCGAAGAGUACCGAUGCGAGCGUUGCGACCCUCUUGGCGCUGAAUCGAGAGGCGUCGAUCGAGCCAAAGCCCAAGAAGGGAUGAGGAAGCGAUUGGAGACGUUGGAGAACGAGGCCCAGAACCCUUCGGUUGCUCUUGCGAAUGCACCUGUUGGGAGUGAUGGAGUUGGAGGAGGUGGUCGAGGAAGGGGUGGACAUCGAGGUGGAAGGAGGGUCUCGAUGGAUCCUUCGAGAGCGCCAUCGGGCAUCAACGCCAUGUUGAACUCGUUGACGGCCAUGACACCUAGCGAACAAAUCCUCGACGAGUUCUUUGGGUCCAAAGAGGCCUUGCCGCCUUUACCGGCGAGGACAAAGGAGGAGGCGUCGAAACCAAUUCUCGCGAUGGUCACACUAGCUGCAGCACCCACAGCGGCAACGACUGGCGGUGGAGGAGGUGGACGAGGCAAGCCCCGAAGAUCGGGAGGUUCAAUCCAUUCCGUACCUCCCGCACCAACUGGUACAACGACAGAUGCUUCGAUGGGGUUGUACGAGCCCAACGUCGUUGCGUCCAUGACCGACGGCGCCUCUGGUCCCGUUGGCCCUUCGACCUCUCGACCACCCAGAGCAGCGGCCGGGGCCGCAGCUUCAGCGACGCCCUCGAUCCCCAGCACUCCAGGGCAGGUGCCUCGCGAUGCGAUCGGUCGAAAAAGGCGUCAGAUGAAGCAAUCCGGCUUGAACUCGGCAUCGGGAACACCGAUAGGUAGUUCGACGCGAGGACCUCGAGCCUCAGCAGGAUCGACCCCGAACGUCUCGGCUCCACCUACCCCAGGCGUCUUGUCCGGCCCGAAUGGAGGUUAUCUCGGCGAACCGUUUUCGUACGUUGAUGGGAGUUCGAUCGUCACUCCUCGACCCUCAACGGCGAACGGAACCAAGACGCCGGCUGCUAAUUCAGACGACGAGGAUUUCCUUUCCUCGACGGGAGGGAAAGGAGAGGAGAACCGAUACGAGGCAUGGCGAUACGAAUACACGCCCAUCGAAAGAAAUUUAAUCAGGGAUGAGACGUUGGUGCAGAAGUUGCAAGAGAUCGUCGCUCUUGACGUCACGAUGAUGGAUGGGUCCGAGGAACUUGAAACCGUUCCGGAGGAGCUUCGGCCCCAGUUGGAGAUUUUGCGUGAAAGGCAAGAGGCGAGUCGACCGCGGCAUGGGCCUAACUCUAAAGACCCGCUCGUACCGUUGCUCUACGAUCCGACCCCUUUCGUCGUCUUGGAUGAAUUACCCGAUCCGUCUUCCGUCGCCGUCAAGGUCUUACCUCCCAGCUCAUUCCAUCUUAAUCCACCCGCCGUCGCAGCGUACGCUACGACCUCGUCGCAAACGCCGACAUGUCCCUACCCACGCCCCACGAUGCACGGCCUCUUUGCCGUCAACGCGAUUUCGUCCGGCUCCUUCAUCGCCCCCAUCCGAGGCCAAAUCGUUUCCCUCGAUCAGUACCGCAGCGACCCCAUCAAUCAAUACGACACCUUGGGCGUACCGAAACAAGGUGUACGGUGCUUACCUUACCCCUGGAGUUUGGCGAUCGACUCGAGGAUGUUCGGCAACGAAAUUCGCUUCGCGAGAAGUGGGUGUCAUCCGAAUGCGGUCGUACGAGCGAUCAAGAUCGUACCCGCACCGAAUGCUGGUGGAGCGAUGCAGCCUGGGUCGCCUUCAGCGACGACGACGAAUGGCGAUUCCCAAGCGGGAGCCGAAGAAACCGCCGCAGCUUUGAACGGUAUCGGUAGAUCGACGCGAGCAUCGACGCCUUGGACGGACCAAAAGAGAUACAGCGACCUCUCGACGACGCUCAUCUUUGGUAUCUUUGCGACCGCCGACAUUGGCCGACGUGAAGAGAUCGUCCUCCCGUGGGAUUGGGACGAUUCGCAUAUCGUACACGCUCUACCACCUCUCAUGUCGGCCCCUCCACUCCCCUCCGGAUUGAACGAACGAGAUCUAGAACCUCUUUCACGCAAGAUGGUCCAAGUGACCAACACGAUCUUGGGUACGACACAUUGCGCCUGCGAGAAGAAGCGUGAUUGCGCUCUUCAUUGGAUGUGUCGAGGCGCAGCUGCGUCUUUACCUUUGAGCAAAGCGGCGUUGGCCAAACCGCGUGAACCGUUCGCGAUGAUUCUGCUCAAUGCUUUGGGGAGCGGGCAGGCAUUUCAGCAACAACCUAAUGGGAAAUUCGCAGUGGUUGGAGCUGGCGGGGCAGCUUAUGGUGCGAAUGCACUAGGGGGGGACUUGGUGAUGGGUCCAGGGAAGCCGGGACGAAAGAUGAAGAAACCCAAUGUUGGACCUCUGUUAGGUCUCGUACGAGGAUGGAUCGUCCGACCUGCUCAUUACCCUACGACAAAUCGUUAUGGUCGAGCCUCCUCGAACAAGAGUUCCAUCUCGGAUUUCCCUCCACCACCCCCUAUGCCUCAAUCACUUACGGUAUACGAAGAUGAGGAUCAGGAUGAAGAGAGGGAUCAGGGAGGGAGGGAGUCGAUUGAGGCUUUGUCGGAUUUGACGCACGAGUCGGAGUUGGACAGUGGGACGGAAUCGGAACUGAGCGCCGAGGAGGAGGACGUGGACAUGGGGAGUGUGGAGGAGGAAGAGGAGGAGGAGGAUGACGAGGAUGCGGAUAGUUCUUUAGUCACAGCCCAUAAUCGUGAGUUCACCUGGUUGCCGUUGAAAAGUUCUCUGAGUUAGCGGGUCGCUGAGAUCCUCAUUUCGUAUAAUCACAGGCUCGAUGGAUAUCGACAAUACUCCCGCCUCAAUCAAAGCAACUCUCAAUCGCAAGCCGGACCCACUGGACGGCGAUCUGACCGACGACUCUGACCUGACAGAACCUCUAUCGAACCUUUCGUCCGAUGAAUCCAACAAUGAUCUCGACCAUGAUCAGGAGGAAGACGAAGAGGAAGACGAACCGAUCCGCGUACCCAGCCGCAAGACCAAAGUCAUCCGCGAGAGCUGGCCGUCGAAGCCCGAGAAACGACGACCGGGGAGCAAACGCAUUGAGAAGCAGGAAGUGGCCGAUAAGCGUGAAACCAAGAAAGGCGUCGAUAGACUUUCGACGAAACCCAAGCGUGGAUCUGCAAAGGAAGUCGAACGAAAGGUUCCGUCUUCGAAAGAGGUCGAGCGCAAGAAGAAGGACGAGAAACAGGACAAGAAGGACAAGAAGCAAGGUCGUCAGCUUUCGCCUUCGUUCCCUGGCGAGCCACGAGACAAAGGCACAUUCGCCAAGGCUUCGGAGUCCCUGCCGUUGUUCGAUCAAGAUGUCGAGGUUUAUUCGGCUCGGGAUGCACCUUUACCGACGGAGCAAGGCCAGUUCUGUAAGAGCAAUCAACUUCAUUGUUGUGAAGAGGGCACAGCACUGACUCUCAUCCGUAUUGUUUGACUCCGCCCAGCUCGACUACCGCCCCCGCCUCCACCGGCGGCUCGCUGGUCCGGCACCUCAGAGUCCGCUGAAACGGCGAUGCAGGUCGAUCCGAUCAAGGAAGCAACGCCACCACCUCCUCCUAAGGAGCCUACACCGCCGCCCAAAGAACCGACUCCGCCGCCUCCCGUCCCGCGAGCGCGCUUGUCCCUCGCCGCGUAUCGUCAGCGAUUGGCACAGAAGCAGACGGAGCCAGUAGCGCCUGUCGAGAAUGCAGUCUCGACGCCUUCGACAGCAACGGUCCCACUGGUUUCGAGUCCGGCCGUAGAGACGGUCCCGUUGCUUUCCCCUGCCGUGGUGGCACGGCCGCUUCCUGAGGUUGGCGCAGCGGUGCACGCUACCGAGGAGGGGGAGCUGAACCCAGGCAUGAGUUCGACUACGGGUGUGCCCGCCGCGGUCGCUGCCGUGUUCAAUUCCUUGCGUCGCUCUUCGGGAGCUGGGGAAGAGCAAGAUGCGCCGAUACCGACGACGAGGUUACCACCGCCGCCGCCUCCUCCUGCUCCUUACUCGGUCGGCAACUCCGAGGUGGCAAUCUCGAACGCGCCCGCGCCCGUCUUCUCGCCUUCGCUCCCAGGUGCCGAGCCGGCCACUGCCCCGGCUACCAUGGCCCCGGCUUCUCGACCAUCGUUCACGUCGGCAGAGGACAUCCUCAAGAGCAUCGGCGACUACUUUAGCAAACCGAACGCUCCUGCGCCUGCAUUCGCAUCGAGGUCACCUGCUUUGGUGGCACAGCAGUCACUUCUUCGAGUCGCGGCGGCUGUGUCCCCUUCGCCUCCCCCGCCACCACCAAGGCCUCUCACUGUGCUGCCCUCACCGCCUGCUCCUCCGGCUCCAUAUAUGUCGCCUCCUCGUCGAUCGCCCACACCAGAACGACCCCUGCCGAGUUGGCGAACGAGCAUUGGUGUGACCUCGGCCGUUGAUUCAUCUUCACCCGUCGUAGAGGCCUCAGGUGGUGCAGCAUUAGGAUUCGACAUUUUGACGCCUGCCUCGUUCGAAUCAUCGCGGUAUUCGCGCUUUGAUGCACCUUCGACGACGUCCCGCUGGGGACCUGCCACGGCGUCAAGCUCGACGCCAGGUCCUCCUCCACCGCCUCCGCCGCCGCCACCUCCUUUGUCGAGUCAUCGAUCCCGACCAAGUAUCACAACGAGUGCGCCAUCGCCUCCGUCGCCGCCACAACGAUCGCCGUCAACCUCAUCGAAUUUCCCACUCUCGUCACGAGAUGCUCCCAGCUCAUCUCGCCCUGCUCCACCCACUCGUCCCUUCGACCUCGAUUCCGUGCCCACCGGCCCGCGAGCGAUGAGCAACAAUGGCAGCUCCUCUCAUACGCGAGGUUGGUCCAUCUCCCCCGCAGCGAGGGAAGCUCCUCUUCACCCUCCUCCCGUUUCAGGAUCAGGAUCAGGGUCAGGGUCUGGCAGUGAAAGACGAGUCAAUGGUCCGACGUGGGCAGCGACUUCGACUUCUUCGUCGACGGGAGAUUCGGGAGCACCUUAUGGUGGUGGGUAUAGGGGACGAGGUGGAGGCGGGGGGGUUUUCAUUAGUUCGCGUGGUGGAUCGAGAGGUCGAGGUGGUCAGGUGUGGGUGCCGAGAGGGAUGAGAGGGAGGGGAAGGGGGAGGGAUUGA
Messenger RNA from Microbotryum saponariae, 6118 nucleotides. NCBI's taxonomy places the organism in Eukaryota, Fungi, Basidiomycota, Microbotryomycetes, Microbotryales, Microbotryaceae. The record is from the annotation of a GenBank genome assembly.